CAUUUGUAUACAGUUUGUGCAUAUACGAAACUUUAUAUAUAUUUUAUUUGUUGUUUGUUUGCAGUUCAAGUGUAUGCAUUGCAUGUGAGUUGUUUAAUGUUAACAAUGCGCACGCUGAGUGACAACAAUUGCUUGACGUGCCUGCUCAAAAUGGACCGUGACAGCGUGCAGGAAAGGCACACAAUGGACAUGAAAAUGGAGCGUCUGUUGUUGCGGCAUCUCAAUUGGCAGCAGCAGGAACUAAAUGCUGAAUUAAUGCCCAAACAAUUGUGCUCGACUUGCCAUCAAUUGUUGCUGAGCUUUGAGCAGUUUCGGGAGCAGGCAAACGAGUGUCGUCAACGGCUGCUGGAAAUGUUAGAGCAGUCCCAGCAAACGGGCAGCUUUGAGUUUGUUUACGAAAAGGAGGAGAAGGAGCAGGAGGAGGAGCAGCUGUUGGAGGAGGAGCAGCAGCUGCUGGCAAUAACAGCAGUUGUAAACAGCGAUGAUCCGUUUGAGGAGGCAGUGGAAACCUGUGCUUCCCCGGAGAAGCAGAGGGAGACUGAGAUGGAGACGGCUUUGAAGAGUCGUCGUCGCUGCAAGGGCGUCAAGAAUAGCUUUAAAUGCACACUAUGUGGUCACUGCUUUGCCCACAGCUUGACGCUGGAGGCGCACGUGCGCAAGGUGCACGAGGGCAACAAGCGACCCUUUAAAUGCGAUCGCUGUGACAAAUCCUACAGCUUUAUGGGCGGCCUCUACACACACAUCAAGGAGCUGCAUAGCACCCAAGCACGCUCCUAUCAGUGUGAUUAUCCCGGCUGCCAGCGUGUCUACAUCAGUUGCAUUGCCAUGCAAAAACACAAGCGUUUAAAGCACAGCAGCAACUCAUCCAAUCCGCUCAACAAUCGCCAAUAUGUGUGCGAAGAAUGUGGCGCCACCUUUAAUCAGACGGCGAAUCUCAAGUAUCAUCGUCGCACCAAGCAUCCCACGGCGGCGGAGGCGGCGGAGAAUGCACGCAACAAUGAGCAACAUUAUUGUGAUGUCUGCCAAAAGCAUUUCCAUUCCCGUUACACGCUCAAAUAUCACACAAUGCAACAGCACUCGGAUGCGGAUGGUGUCCAACACGAGUGCCAGAUCUGUGGACGUCGCCUGGCCAAGAGAUUCAUGCUGGUCCAACACAUGCUGAUGCACACCGCCGACAAGAUGCCCUGCGAACACUGCGGCCGCCUCUUUGCCCGCAAGUUCGAGCUGGAGGCGCACAUUCGUGCCGUGCAUCUCAAGCUGAAACCCUUCGACUGCAAGUACUGCUCCGAAUCCUUUGCCUCCCGCAAGACGCUGCGUCAUCAUGAGUACAUACACACCGGGGAGAAGCCAUAUGUCUGCCAGGUGUGUGGACAGGCCUUCCGCCAGCAAACCUGUCUCAAGAACCAUGGCAAGGUGCAUGACAAGCUGCCUCCCAGCACCAGCAAAUGAAGCAGUCGGAAGACUAUAUUCGAGCUGCCGACCAUAGAAUACACGUUACUUAUUUCAAUAGGAAUUACUAUCUAUUAAAAACUACUGCAUACU
Messenger RNA from Drosophila innubila, 1542 nucleotides. Its product is annotated as zinc finger protein 470. Gene Ontology annotation, molecular function: zinc ion binding; DNA-binding transcription factor activity, RNA polymerase II-specific; RNA polymerase II cis-regulatory region sequence-specific DNA binding. Gene Ontology annotation, cellular component: nucleus. Lineage: Eukaryota; Metazoa; Arthropoda; Insecta; Diptera; Drosophilidae. The coding region runs from base 97 to 1449 and encodes 450 amino acids. The record is from RefSeq and is a predicted model, not a curated record. Gene Ontology annotation, biological process: regulation of DNA-templated transcription. The transcript has a single exon.